This is a messenger RNA of Penicillium atrosanguineum, 762 nucleotides long. Its product is annotated as SDR family oxidoreductase. The transcript is spliced from 4 exons. NCBI's taxonomy places the organism in Eukaryota, Fungi, Ascomycota, Eurotiomycetes, Eurotiales, Aspergillaceae. The coding region runs from base 1 to 762 and encodes 253 amino acids. The record is from RefSeq and is a predicted model, not a curated record. Gene Ontology annotation, molecular function: oxidoreductase activity, acting on the CH-OH group of donors, NAD or NADP as acceptor.
AUGGCUUCAUAUCUGGUUACCGGCUCAUCCCGCGGCCUCGGUCUGGCGCUCGUUUCCCGAUUGGCCUCACUGCCAAAAUCCGAAGUCGCGCGCAUCAUCGCAACCGCGCGCCAAGACAACUCGUCUCAGCUGAAGGAGAUCGUGAGCGCCUCAUCGGGACGCGUUGAAUUCGUCAAACUGGAUGUCACCGACAAGGCCAGCGUUGAGGAGGCUAUCAAGUCGGUAGAGCAAAAAUUGCAAGGCAAGGGGCUUGACUACCUCAUUAACAAUGCAGGCGUGAUGGAUUCGUCCAAGAAUGGGCUGGAGGGGAUGGAUAAUCUGAAUGAAAUAUUCAACACGAAUGUCACUGCAGUUCACCUGGUCUCGCAAGCCUUCCUGCCUCUUCUUCGGAAGGGACAAAAGAAGGUUGUUAUCAACAUAUCGACUACUUUAGGCUCCAUUGCCACGGCCAAAGUUUACGCACAGGGACGUUGUCCCGCCUAUAAGAUCUCCAAAGCUGCAUUGAACAUGCUUAAUGUACAAUAUGCCCAAGAUUAUGCGGAGGAAGGCUUCACUUUUCUCGCUGUUAGUCCAGGUUGGCUGCGCACCGACCUCGGAAGCUCUUACGCAGAUCUCCCCGUUGAGACUGGCGCGGAGAAAGUAAUCGAUAUUGUGCAGAAGGCAACCCCUGAGCAGAAUGGAAAGUUUGUAAACAUCCAUGUUCCCGGAUGGGAGGAGGCAGAAGGAAACAAUCAGUAUCCUGGAGGCGAAGUUCCUUGGUAA